ACCCAAGGGAGUUUCUGAGGGGUGCUACUCCCCCCCUCGACCGCUACAUCCUCGGGAAGUACGAGGACGAUGCCCUCGAGCGAAGAGCUCUGGAGGCCUCGCUCACUGCUAGCCUAGCCCUCGGAGAGUAUGUCCAAAGGGUGGAGCAAAUGCGCCUGAAGAAGGCAGAGAAUGAAAAUGCUCUCAAGAAGCUGAUCGAGGAUCACGCCGAGGCCGUUAGGAUCGGGGCUGAACUGGAGGAGUCCCUUCGGUGCGCCAAGGUUGAGCUUGAGCGGAAGGUGAAAGACGCUGAGGCCAAAGGCAAAGCUGAGGCAGGAAAGGCUGCUGCCGAGGCCGCUAAGUCAGCCGCUGAGGAGGCCGAGGCUGCCAAGAAGGAGGCGGUGGCC
Messenger RNA from Cuscuta epithymum, 386 nucleotides. NCBI's taxonomy places the organism in Eukaryota, Viridiplantae, Streptophyta, Magnoliopsida, Solanales, Convolvulaceae. The record is from the annotation of a GenBank genome assembly.